Postia placenta MAD-698-R-SB12 is the source of this 654-nucleotide messenger RNA. RefSeq lists its product as hypothetical. The coding region runs from base 1 to 654 and encodes 217 amino acids. NCBI's taxonomy places the organism in Eukaryota, Fungi, Basidiomycota, Agaricomycetes, Polyporales, Adustoporiaceae. The transcript has 6 exons. Gene Ontology annotation, cellular component: multivesicular body. The record is from RefSeq and is a predicted model, not a curated record. Gene Ontology annotation, biological process: vesicle budding from membrane; late endosome to vacuole transport via multivesicular body sorting pathway.
AUGAACCGCAUCUUUGGCUCUUCAAGUAGCAAGAAACCUACUCCUUCUCUUCAAGAUGCCAUCGCUUCGACAGACUCUCGGAUGGCCUCUAUCGAGGUCAAGAUCAAGAAGCUUGAUGGAGAGCUUGCAAGAUAUAAGGAGCAGAUGAGUAAGCUGCGUAAUGGGGCUGGCAAGAACGCUAUCCAAGAACGCGCCAUGCGUACAUUGAAGCAGAAAAGAAUGUACGAAUCACAACUGGCGCAGUUAACACAGCAAACAUUCAACAUGGAGUCUGCUGCGCUCGCCACGGAGAAUCUCCGCAAUACGAUGGCCACUGUUGACGCUAUGAAGCAAGCAAACAAGGAGUUGAAGAAACAGUACGGGAAGUUUGAUAUUGACAAGAUUGAAAGCAUGCAAUACGACAUGGAAGACUUGCUAGAGCAGGCCAAUGAGGUUCAGGAAUCACUGAGUCGUUCGUAUGCUGUACCCGACGAGAUCGACGAGGCGGAUUUGCAAGCAGGCACAGACACAGAACUAGACGCUUUGGAACUCGAGGCUGACGAUGAAGGUGCUUCGUACUUAGCCGAUGUCAACAAGGCACCAGAUUUCAUCGACGAACCGCCUGUGGAAUUGAAUGAAGCCGAACCCAAGCAAGCCGUGAAGACAACAGCGUGA